GGGGCGGGAGGAGGGCCCGAGCCGCGGUUGGGGUGCACGGAGGCGAAGCGGUUCCAUGGGAAGAAACAACCAAAUAUAACGUUGUAGGUAGCAGUUGUAAUCAUUAUAGCCCUAAUGUUAACUCCUGUGUAGAGAGAAUGUCUAUUUACACAGUUUCUGUAAACAAGCCCUAUAAGGCGCAAUGUACUGCCACUUUGCAGAAGACUUCUUCACAAAAUGCUUUUACCAGCAGCAAAAUGUUGGGGCAGCAACUGCCAUCACAGGUGUCAGGAAACAACCAGGACAGUUUGCUGUCAUGUUCCCAGAAUAAGUCUGAGGAAGUAAAUAGGACCUACGUGAUUUCGGCCUGUAGCAAUGCGGAUGACACAUCACUUACACUGAGACCUCCGGGCAGGUUAACGCUCCGGAGGAGAACUAGAACAAGCAAGAACUUGGCAUCAGGUGGUGGGCAGCCUGAUAAAAAUACACCCCAGGGCACGGAGAGUACGCAAAUGGAGAAAAGGCUUACCCUGCAGAGGCGUGUGAAGAGUGGCUCUGUGGAAAAGAGUACAAUCAAUGGGAGUACUGUGCCUGGAGCAGAAAACAGUGUCUUUGAUGCAGAGAGAAAAUACAAGAUUGCACUUCAACCCAGUAUUAGUAAUAAUGAUACCCAUUAUAUUAAAUCAAGCUGUAAGUUAGCUGAGGGUCAACAAGUUAUCAACUUGAAUUCUAAGUUCCAUAGCAAGGAUGUGUUUGGCAACGUUGAAAACGAUGACUGUGUGCACUCUAAAUGUAGGAUGGACGCUGCUGAUGCCAGAUUUCCAAAGGAAGUUCCUGUAUCAGAACAGCUGGCUACCUCAAAGUAUGUUAAUCAGGUAUCAGGAGAGCAGCUGCAUGAAAAAGGUGAUAUCAAAAGAAUGGCUGGAAAGCAAAGGUUACAGCAGUUAAAGUAUAACAGCUUGGAAAGACCAAGGACACCAACAAAAGCUUCCACAGAAGGAUUUAAGCUUACGCCAAAGAACAGCACUUUUCAGGUGAAGUCAUCUCUAUCUGCUUCAAGUAAACAAACAGCUGAUCUUCCAACUGUGUCAGAAAAGAAAACAAGCUCCUCUCCUGGGGGUAGAAGUGCAAAAGCAGAUGAGGAUGCUGAAAGCGACAGCGCUGAGAAGGAUACUUUUAAAGUAGAAAACAGCAAAGUCACUGUAGCUGUGCGUGUGCGGCCUUUCAGUAGCAGAGAGAAAAAUGAGAGCUUGCUCCCUGUAGUAUCCAUGAGCGGAUCAGAGACAUCUGUACGAAAUCCGAGCACAAACCAGCUCUACAACUUCAGUUAUGACUUCUCCUUUUGGUCCUUUGACGAGUGUCAUCCGAACUUCGCAAGCCAAGAAACGAUUUAUAAAACUUUGGCAUUGCCGCUACUUGAAAGAGCUUUUGAGGGAUACAACACUUGUCUUUUCGCUUAUGGGCAGACCGGUUCUGGAAAAUCAUACACGAUGAUGGGCUUUGAUGAAGACCGAGGAAUAAUUCCGAGGCUUUGUGAAGAUCUUUUCACUCGAAUAGCACAGACGGACCAGCAGCAGGUCUUGUAUCACCUCGAAAUGAGCUAUUUUGAAGUUUACAAUGAGAAAAUUCAUGAUCUCCUUGUCUUCAAAGCUGAAAGCAGACAGAAGAAACAGCCACUUCGUGUAAGAGAACAUCCAGUGUUAGGACCAUAUGUGGAAGACCUAACCGUGAAUGUUGUCAGUUCUUACUCAGAUAUCCAGAGUUGGCUUGAACUUGGAAAUAAACAGAGAGCGACAGCGGCUACAGUAAUGAAUGACAAAAGUUCUAGAUCUCAUUCUGUCUUCACUCUUGUUAUGACACAAACCAAGGUAAAAUCUGUGAAUGAAGAGCAGCGUGACCACAGGCUCACCAGUCAUGUAAAUCUCAUUGAUUUAGCUGGCAGCGAAUGCUGCUCUACAGCUCAGACCACUGGAGAAAGGCUGAAGGAGGGUGUGAGUAUUAAUAAAUCACUAUUAACCCUUGGAAGAGUUAUUUCUGCGCUCUCCAAGCUGUCUCGAAAUGGGAAGAAAACUUUCAUUCCUUACCGGGAAUCUGUCCUUACUUGGUUAUUAAAGGAAAGUCUUGGUGGAAAUUCACAAACUGCUAUGAUUGCCACAAUAAGUCCAGCUGCCAGCAAUGCAGAAGAAACACUCAGCACUCUUCGCUACGCAAAACAAGCUUGUUCAAUUAUCAACAUGGCUAAAGUAAAUGAAGAUGUGAAUGCCAAGUUAAUCAGAGAGCUGAGAGCUGAAAUCGAAAAACUGAAGGCAGCUCAGAAGAGUGCUCAGAACAGGGAUCCUGAAAAAUACAGACACUAUUUGCAAGAAAUAACAUCUCUGAGAAUAAAACUGCACCGUCAGGAAAGGGACAUGACAGAAAUGCAGAGGGCUUGGAAAGCAAAACUUGAACAAGCAGAAAAAAGAAAACUAGAAGAUAUAAAAGAAUUGCAGAAAGCAGGAAUUGCAUUCAAAAUGGACAAUCGUUUACCAAACCUUGUCAACCUGAAUGAAGAUCCCCAGCUUUCUGAAGUGCUGUUGUAUAUGAUUAAAGAAGGAGAAACUACAGUUGGAAGGUAUACAGCAAAUUCAAAACAUGACAUCCAGCUUUCUGGAGUGCUAAUUGCUGAUGAUCACUGUGUUAUAGAAAAUACUACCGGCCAAGUGAGUAUUAUUCCACGGAGAGAAGCUAAGACAUAUGUAAAUGGGAAAUGCAUUGUAAACCCAACAGUUCUGCAUCAUGGUGAUCGGGUGAUCCUUGGUGGAGAUCAUUACUUCAGGUUUAAUCACCCAGUGGAGGUUCAGAAGGUGAAAGGGCUGUCUUGUGGAACUACGCUUUUGCACGAUGGUCCGAAAGACUUCGAAUUUGCCAAGAAUGAGCUGCUGAUUGCACAGAGAGCACAGCUUGAAUCAGAAAUUGAAGAGGCACGAAUUAAAGCCAAGGAAGAAAUGAUGCAAAGUGUCCAAAUUGCAAAAGAGAUGGUUCAGCAAGAACUGACAUCACAAAAAGAAGCUUAUGAAAGCAAAAUAAAGUCACUGGAAGCAGAGGUGAGAGAAGAAUCUCGUAAGAAGCAAGUGCAAGAGCUGAACAAUCAAAAGGCUGCAAGUAAAAUACAGGAAUUAGAGAAGGCAAAGCAAAAUCUUGAGCUAGAACUGCACUUCAACAGGAAGCGCUUGGAGAUGGAGGCCCUAGCUACUAAACAGGCUCUGGAAGAUCAUACUAUUCAUCAUGCAAAAAUACUUAAAGCUCUAGAAGAUGAGAAACAGAAGAUUGCUGAAGAAAUUCAAACCCUACAGAAGAAUCGUGCAAGUGGGAAUAAAACUGUGAAUACUCCUCUUAACUGGAAUUCUUUGAAGCUAUCUGUGAUGAUCAAAGAGGCCAACACCAUUAGUAAUGAAUUAGGGAAAAACACUGUUUUUAACAGGCAUGACAAAAUUGAUGACAAAACAGGAUCAGUGUCUUCUGUUCAGGUGCAGGUUCGUAAUGUCAAACUGCGCAUAGCAACUUUCUGGAGCCUGGAGAAAUUUGAAUGCAAACUAGCAGCAAUGAAAGAACUGUAUGAGAGUAAUGAUAGCAAUAAAGCUGCUGAUGUAUUUUAUGACCCUGCUGAUGAGUGGGAACCUGACCUGUCAGAUGCCUCAGUUUCUUCUCUUCCCAGAAGAAGAAGUAGGAGUUUCAUGAAGAACAAGAGAAUUUCUGGAUGUUUGUCUGGUAUAAAAUUGCAGCCAAUCCAGAACACACAAGCAUCCUAUAUAUCAGGCACACAGAACAAAUCCAGCAUACAGCCCAACUUUUUUGAUUCUCUUCUUCCUGGAAUUUGCAAAGAAUCCAUAAGUUCAGCUUUAGAUUUACUGGAACAGAAUCAUGAAGGAGGAAAGAGCAUUGCAGAUCAUCUCCUGAUCAAUUUGUUUACAAUUUCUUCUGGAGUUUCUGCCAUUUCUAAAGCCUAUGAGCAGCAAGAAGAAGAAUGUCAAAAAAAUUUUAUGUCUCUUGACCAUGAUGCUCAGUCCUACAGCAUCAAAAUUACCUCUGCUUUUGACCAGCUUGUGGUACUGAUCAAGACUUGGCUGAACAAUGUGCAGAAGUGCACUGGAUCUAUGAAGACUGAUGAAGAAAUAAAACAGGAAGUAAAGAACUUGGGAGGUUAUUUACAGUUACUGUUGCAGGGAUGUUCUUCAGAUAUAUCCUCAAUGGUAACAGAAGCACAGAGCAAAGUCAACGAAGCAGUGAAACAGACAAUGAAAUGCAUAGGAUACCUGGCAGUACUCACAAGAACUGAUAUUUCCUUUUUUGAAGAAAACAGUAUUUCUACUAUCAGUCUACAGGACUUUGUCCGCGCUGUUUAUGAUGGAGUAGGCUCAGGGCUGGAGGUGCUUAUGGAUACUCUACAGGAAAAAGCAAGAAUGACGCAGAACGAACUAGUGAAACAAUAUCCACAAAAUGAGAUUCAAAGUCAAAUUAAGGACAGUACCGUGGCUUUAGCCAGAUUCCUUGAAAGUAAUGUCUCUCAUUGUAGAAAGACAGGAAUACAAUCUCAGUUACCAGAAGAAGAAUGUCUGUAUCAGGAAAUCAAGAGAAGCACCAACAUUGCUGCAAAAUAUUUGGAAUUGGAGCGGUGUCUAUCUGAAGUCCAUCAGAUUGUUUCUUCUACCUUACAAGGGUCUUUCAGAAACACGAGCCUGCUCAGGAGCUUUGCGGGAGAGAUUUCUAUCAUAGCUGGAUAUUUUAACAAUUACUUCAGUUUACUUGCAUUGUCUUCUGCAAAUAAUCCUUUCCAGAGAACACCUAUGCCAUUUAAGAACUUGGAUGAACUGGACUCUCUUGUUGAUUCUCUUAUUUUGAGUUUUGAACUCGAACAAGGACAGCAGAAACCGAAAUCUCAGGUUGCUUGUAAUGGAACUACUGAGACUGAAGGAAGACGAGUUGAAACAGAUGAAAAAAAUCAUCCUAGGAGAAGUGUAUCUUCAGAAUAUGAAUACUGGAUUACUCAAGAAGCCUUCAAAUAAUCUCAUCCUUUGAGACACUGUAUAAAAAGGCACGCUCCAGUUAUGCCUCAUAAGGAACAUGUACCAGUGUUAGAAAUGAAAACAAAACAAAACAGAAAAAGAGGUCUCCUGAGCUGACACUUCAUCAACAGCAAGCAGCAGAAACCACCUAAAAAGCUAAUACUGCAGAGUUCUGAUAUAAUUGGAUUGUAAUAACUGCAGCUUGACCUCUCCAACUUCUGAUGCUACUGCGUAGUCAUAAUGCUGCUAUCUCCUCUUCUCCUGCUGUGGCUGGAAUUACGUGGGAAUCUACAGUGCUUCUCAUCCAGCAGAUCCAAAGUGCUCUGCAAUGGUGAGAAACUACUUCCUGUUCGACAGAUAGGGGAGAAAGGAUUCAUGCAGAUUAGAGGGUUCCUAUUUCUGUUACAGAGCAAAUAUUCUAUUCUAUCUUUAUGAACAGUUCUUAAGUUAGAAAUAGUUUCUUCUGCAGGACCUUUUCUCUCCAUUUUAGUAUAUUUAACACUGAGAGAAUAGUUAUGUAUGAGUUGUCACAGAAGCUGAACUUAGCACGCACUGUGCACAGAUAUAAGCUGUAUUUGAACUUACAGUUAACUUUCUGGAGACCAACUGUAGACAAAAACCUUGUGUAGGACGAUAGCUGAAGGAGGCUUUACUACUUGAGCUUAGGAGUACUGUGUGCAGGUGAGCCCUGCAGUUUUGUUUGCCUUGUGCUUGUAGCUAGAACCCCAGUGGAACUUGCUUUUAAUUCUGUUUCCUAAAUGAUCCCUUGGCAUUCUCCUUGAAACUAGACUCCCAUGGUCUUGGUAUACAGCAGUGGUCUAGGAAAUAUGGGGCUUCAGUCAAAUGUAUGAUGCAUAAAACACAUUUAUGACGCUCUAUUGGUAGGUUGUGAAGUCCAGGGAGUUAAGAUAGCUCUGGGCUCCAAUCCAGCAAUACUGUAUCCUGAGAGGGCACUUCUCAGUGCACAGGAUGCUGGUAAGGACACCAGUAAUCUGUUAUUCACUAAUGCACAGAGAAGGAAAACAGAAUAGCAGGCUUUUCUCUUGUUUUUUCAGAUAACUGGAACUGUCAGAGAAAAAUAUCUGAAUGAUAAAAUAAUUCUUUAAGAACUGUGCUCUUAGUAGUAUCUAACAGGCUGUUUGUUAACUGUUGAAAAUCACCACUGUAUUCUAGAGAUGUGGAACAUUGCAUAGCACCCUCACCUGAGUGUCUCAUCUUUCCUUGUUCGUAUGGCUGGUGUGUUCAAGUUAAAUGGGACAUCUGUUUGGGACUGAAGGUGUAAUGAGACUCUGAAAUAUUCUCCAGCCUUGCUAAGGCUGCUCAAAAGAUGAAAGCUACGUAUUUAGUGGGAUGCUGAUAUCUUUUACUGUUGCGCAGUGCUAGUGUGAUUAUUGCUUACCAAAAAUUCGCCUGUCACGAUAUGUCUUUAUCUGCUAUGUCGUCUUGAAGACAUCUUCUGGCAGGCAUUUUCAAUAGGAGCAUAAUAAUUCGGUAUAUAACACAGCACACCAACAGCUUUUCCCAUUUCUGUUUGGGCUCUGUAGUCACAAUAAGUACUAAUAAAAAAAAUUCUUACUAUAGAAUUGAAAACAUAUCUGUGUAAGUUACAUAAAAGAUGUAACUGCACAAAGUUAGCUUUGUGUUGAAUAAAAUAGUUUUUGCAGUCACGUUCCCUGACUGCAGUGUUGGAGAAUUUGCAUAAAUCAGGAGUUGUGUAAACUUCUUUUGAAAGAUUAUCAAUGCUCUUCAUGAUCAAAAGAGGCCAAUAAAAGCCAUAUUCAUGUAAAUAGUGGUUUCUGGCUGAGUUAAUAGGUUCCUUUUAGACGCAUCCAAACCUGGUAUGUAAUGGAUUUCUAUGUUUUCAUUGCUAAAAAGGAGUACAUUUCUUUUCCAUGUGUGUGCACAUCUGAUCUGUUUUCUAUUACUUCUGUGCUAUAGAGUAUCACAAUAUUCAGAGCUCAGUGAUGUAUUCCAUCUUCCUGAGACGCAGACAUUCACAUUCAUGCUGCCUGUGGUUGCUCAGCCUGUGCUUUGUCUGCUGGAAGCACUUCUCGACCUUUGGGUUUUCUUGUUUAUUUUCAUAUGAAAGUUAUGUAGAUGUUUCUGUUUUAGUGUAAAGAAAAACUGAGGCUGUACAAGUAGUUUGAAAAGGAUAUGAUGUUGUAAUUUGCCACUGCAGAGAUUCCAUCUGGAAUGCUGUUAGAUCAAGAUACUUUUCGAUGCUAUUUACAUUGCAUCGGUGCUUAGCAUGUACUAGGUAUGUUCCAAGCAGAGUAAAUCUCUGUCCCGAAGACAAGUGGAAAAAAUGUUCAUUAAGUAAUUAUAACUGAGAACAUUUGUUCAUAUAGUACAUGUAGCUUUUACUAUGUUGUUAUUCCUUAAAAAACACCACCGAGGAGAAGGGUGAAUUGUACGAGUUUUGAAGGGAGGUCAAGGAAAGGGGGGAGAACAAACCUGACCUAAGAAAUUCCUGAAACCUUUAGUGUGAUGAAGACUACAACAGGUAUGAAGAUGAUAUGUGUGUUAAAAGGGUGCAUUUAUGUUGUACUUACUGAGCUUUUCACAGGAUUAUGGAAAAGUAGUUACAAAUUCCAUAUAGCUUACAUGACUGCUUCUAACUCCUGUAUUUCCCCAGUGUGUUUACUGUGUCCUUUCUGCAGUGCUAGUGAGUACAGAAUAGUCACCUAUUUAUCAGAAUAAUUUGAUCAACCUAAAUUAGGUCAUUAUAUUCCAUGAAGAGCAUGUGCAGCUCUCAAAACUUUGGCCUGGUAAUAGAAGAUAUUUAAGAUAAACAUGAAAGGCGUCUCCUGACCCUCUUUAACAAUCGAUGCCAAAAUUAAGCAUAUUAGUUUCCAGUGGUAAUUGCUGACUACUGUUUACUUGAAUGAGUAGUAUGGCUGUUCUGUUCUGUGCUAUUGUCCAGUAAUUAUUCCAGGAUGUCUUUUGCUUUUAUAUUAAGUAGGAAAUUGUUGAUGCUGUGUAAAUGAUGCGGGCACUUGGCAAACACAAGUGUGAUGAGGCUAUGGAAGUUGCACGGAUUUGUAAUGUGGUCUCUGGAAAACACCUGUGUUGCCUUCUGGUAAAUAAAUAAAUUUCCAUGCAUGCCACAAGCAGUAUCUAGCUCUUGUUAACUUACACCACUAUUAAAAUAUAAAGGUCGAAUACAAUUCUUCAAAGACGUGACAGCUGCAUAAAUAAGGAGGUUGUUCAAGUGUUGUAUUACAUGUGAGAUUUUCUAAUAACUGCCAUGUUCGUUAGAUGCACAGAUACCACUGACUGGUUCUGUGGUUGCCAGCCAACAAAUGGGAUCUGACACAAAAUAUUUUCAGGUCCUGCAAGCGAAGAAGGACAUUUAAGCAUGGUUUGAUUUGAACUCUCUGGAGCGUACCAGUCCAGAUGUUCCUUUCAAAAACACAGGAUUUCCAAGCCAGAGUCCCAAAGGCUGUGAAGAAUCCGAGCUGCUCUUUCAAUAUACCGAGAUCCCAGAUACUCUACUGCACGUGUUAUAGUUUCAACUGUAAUUUCCUGCGUGGCUCCUUAGCAGCACGUGUUUCUGAGCAGGACAGGUGCUACAGCAUCCCUGUACAGGGAUUCUUACUGUGGAAGCCAGAGUGGUGCUUUGCCUGCACGUCUCUACUUCAUCCACACUACUGGAAGUGCCUUUAUAACAUGACUGAUCUAAGGAAGAGUCAUCUGAUUCUACGCACAACUGAGUUGUAUCAAACAAACAAAAGAAUGAAGGCCUAAAGAUGAACAAGAGAAGGGUUAUUAAGUAAUUCAAGCAGAAUAAGCUCCUGCUAAUAGCAUCAGCUUACAGUAGAACCACCCGAACUGGAACAGAUCCUGACAGAUAUAUUGAAGAUGAGCACUGUCCACAGACUGACGUACUCAAGAUAGCAGGGCAAUUCUGUUAGGACCUGCCAUGUCUAAGGUUUGAGCAGCCCACUUCUGCCCUCCACAGAGCUGCAGACAGAACUGUAAUUAAGCAAGCAGAAAUCCUGUUCUUCAGUCUCCACAAAGCAAACUUCUAAUCCAGCUGAAGAUUUUGGAUGAUGCUGUGAAAGGAGUCAGUCAGAAUGGUCCACGUGCACUGUAUUUGAAGAGAGAACUGGGACUUUGCUCUUACCUGCCAGCAGACUGCAGGAACCAGGAACGUGUUGUGUGGUUCGUGUAGGUCCUGGACACCGAGUUUUAGGUACGGCAAGAAGGCUCUCAAAACCUCAUUGCAGGUCUCUUCAUCUUCCUGAUAUAUGGGGUGUACAACACAGAGAUACACAGGAAGGUAUUUCGUGAGGUGGAAAUCAGUUUUGCUGUGAGGAUGAAUGACCUCUGAACACGCACAGAACAGAAGAGUGGCAGCAUUGCAAGUCUCAGCAGUGGUGAAGCACUGAAGAACAGAAGAUUGCAGUUUGGAUCACGGCGGACGAGAGAAAAAUGACCGAAAUCAUGACAAGCAUGAUUUGGUACCCUGAAUUGUGAAUAUGUUUCUGUAUACCCUGAGAUGCUAAAAGUUCACAUCUGCCUUGCCCACAGGAACUGUAGCAUGUGUAAGAUACUCUCUGCAGUGGUGCGUGUGCUGCUUUUGAUGCUGAACACCUGGUAAAGAGUGGAAUGUAAUUCUGAUGACCUGAAAAAUAACCACCAUGCUCACCGUCAGGAAGCACAAAGAGAAUCUGGGGAAAUACAGACUGGCUUCACCUUCACACGUCUGAAAGCUACGGAGCAAAUCAUCCCAGAGCUGCUUCCAGCAUCAGGGAGAGCAAGCCAUCAACUGGCAGCAACCAACACUGAAUUCACCAAAGGCAAAUUGUGCCUGACCAUCCAGGUGAAUCUUAGUCAACAGUUAACUGAGAGCCCGUGUGGUACGCUUGGAACCCAUCUCGCCCAACUGAACGGGCAGGUAGCGAGAAGUUUCUGCCGAUUACCCGCAUGCCUGGCUUAAAAGCUAAAGAUGACCUGCACAUAAUGACUGUUUUAGUCCCUCUGCCUCUCCAGAAAGGAUCUCAGGAAAAUGCUUGAAUCACCCCCAGAAGAGGAAACCUCAGAUUUACAUGCUGACCACCUGUGACACCAGUGUGCUGUAUCCCCACAUCAGCAGUGCUCAGGCUGUGCCGCUUCUGCCUCCAGCAGCCUCUGUUGCGUGCUUGUGCUUGUUGCUCCUUCUUGAUCGAGGCAGUGCUGAGAUAAUGGUUGAUGCUGUUCAACCAGACUUCCUGAGGGCUCUGGCGCACCAGGUUCAUUUUCCUAGAAGUGAUGUCCAGGGCAAGAAAUGUGGCUUUCCUCUAAUCUUAUGGCCAUGACAGUUGGUGGAUGUACAUUUUGUAGGAUGCAAUUCAUAAAGGGAGGAAGAAUGACAGGUAGAAGUGAGCUGGCCAGCUGGAACACAGUGGGCAGUUGAGGGGACACUGGUCGUGCAGAAGGCUCUUGGCAGUGUUCCUCUCUGAAAGAAUACUUUCAGUGUGCUGUACUGUUCUCCAGCACUUCUUUAGCGAAUUGUCUAAGCUGGCAUAAGCAUCAAAGGGAUAAGAGGAGGACAGGGGAAUGGGGCACGUGUCUGCGGGGUGAGUCUCCAAUGAAUGGCUGACAGUGGUAAACAGCCUUUCAGCACUGCUUCUGCAAGGGUCAUCCUUAUUUGUGAAACAGUCAUCUGCAGCCUACAGUCUGAAAAUGAAGCUAUUUCCUGAAACCGUUCUCAGCAGUGAGGCAAGUUGGUCACCUAGACAAGCAGAUUCUCUGAAGCCAAUGAAUUGAUGUACAUCAGGAGAGUAGAAGCCUUCUCUGCAAGUGAUUUCCGUACCAAAUUAUUCCCCCUCGCCGGACAGUGCGAGAAAAUGGAAUCAGGCGAGAAAGGGAACAGAUCAGCAUGAAGCCGAUGUGGAAGGAAGCACCUGUGUGCAACACAGCCUUUUCACCCCGCAGCCUUCACCAGGACCUUCUCCACGACUGCAGCAGGAUGUCUAUUCAAGGGGUAUGGAGUACGGGAAGAGUGCAAGCCAAGAGAAGUACGGUCUUAUUGUUUUAACAGCUGACACCUACAAAUGCAGGUUUGUGUGCACAGCAUUGGACUAUUUUCACCAUAUGAGAAGUAUGCAAGCAAUCUCAUUUCAUGGCUAAAAAGGAGUUACUUUAAAGUUACAGCAGCGUAAAUGAGAGAAGGAAAAUGUUUCAGAUUUGAAUCACUGAGACAUGUAGAACUUAAGUCUCAAGACUGGGUGCUGCGGUGUGUUAAACGGGACACAAAGUCACCUGUAUUACACCUUUGGCAACAGAAACAGGUUACUUCUAACAGUGAAGGGAUGUGCACAGUUUAUUUUUAUCUCACGUGUUGCAUGCAAAUUGCCCCUGUCUACAGUACAGUGUGCAUACAAAGUUUGCUGAGGUGUCCAAACUAGAUUCACUGUGAGUACUUCUCCAGUAUAUGCAAUUAAAAUGUAAUUCAUUUCUAGAUAUCAUCAAUAUUCUGUCACGGUGUAAGGGGAAUGGACUAGAUGACCCAUGAAGUCUAUUCCUACCCCCAUAUCUAUUAUUAUUAUCUCAUAUUAGUAAAAUUACAUUUUGAGGUCACUUAUACGUGCUGAUUCCCUUUACACAAAUAGUUGGCAUUUAUGAGUUGCUCGUGUCCAUUUCUUCAUGUUCUAUUUAUAAGGGAUUAAGUACAGGUAGAACAUCAAAUGUAGGAAAAACCUGAUGUUUUGUAGUAAAUAAUUCAUAAAACAAUGUUAUGACCCUUACUCCCCGUGAGUCAUCCACAUAAUGAGCCACCCAAAUGAAGCAGUGAAAACAUUCACUUCCCCUGCCAUGGGUGUGCCCUGACGGGCUCCUCAGGGCCAGAAACCCAUCCAUCUCUUUUCACACACGAGCUAAUCAAUUCAAAGAGGGAAGUGCCAAUGAGCUAUUGGAUCAAUAUGGUGAAGUAUGGAGAUUGAUCUUAUCCCAGAGUGACUGCAUUAACAGACUCGUUAGUGUGACCUCUGCCCUCAGGCACGCAUUAUACAGGAUUGCAAGUCUGCUAUCAGAAUGAAGACCUCAGGUCAUUGCUUUUAAUAAUCUGCUUUGCUGAAAGAAUUAAAAGUAAAUCUGCAAAGGGAUGACUAAUGAAAACACAGAGUGCUUUCUUCUCCUCUCAUCUUGGAAUGCUUGCAAAAAUCGGGCCAGCUUUUCACAUCUCCCACCAGCAUCAUCAGUCUGGCACAGGGCCUGCUAGGCCGCGCCAGGCUAAAAUCUGCUGAUUUAUGUUAGUACAUGUUAGUACAACCAGUGGUAUUUUGCUUUCCUGACACACACAAAAAAAAAGAGUAAAAAGAAAUUGAGCACAAAACUCCAAAAAGUGUCAGAUGUGUCAAAAUCAAUGAAAGCCUUCAGUGGAUUGCUCCAGGGCCAGGCUGAGUGCCCGACAUGUUUCCCUGGUGCCCAUGGAAUGGCAGUGGAGUUGCUCACACUGCUGAGCACACUGCUGCCAGCAACAGCAUGCACCAGCUCGGGGCCCAGCCCAGGGAGUCACAGCCUGCUGUCACUCAGGCCAUAGUUGACUUUGGUGGCAAUUAUCUGAACAGCUAGCAUGGGGUAGCUGCUCAGGAAUUGGCCCCACAGGCUGUGCCAUGGGACAAGCCUUCAGAGGAACUGCUGCGUCCGGAGCAUCCGGUGUGCUGAUCAAAUCCUGACCCAGUACAACUGGUGAGGUCCUUCUGCUGUGCAGAGCUCUUUGGAGGCACUGGGUUUCUCAGUACGUGUGUAGAUCCUGAGUCCCAUCCUGUCCCUUAAUCGACCUAUGCCGGUAAGUGUCACUAACUUUAAAGGAUGUCUGUGCGUGAAGUACUGCAAGAAAUGCUAUAAGCAACCAUUUCAGGCCAACUUGUUUUAAAGACUAAUCUUUCUGACAUAUAGUUUCAGAGAUGCUGAACAAAACUACACUUUGUUGCCUCAGAACAUAAUAUUCAUAUUGUUAAUACUUUUAAAACCCUGAAUAAUUUCUUUGCAAUGAAAUAUUUAUGCGUAAACCACAUUUUAAUACUGUAUUUUUAUUAUACCAAGCAUUUUUAUUGUUCAGUGUAUAAUUGAGUCAAUGAAUUAGAAGAUAACUAAAAAGGGAUUAAUGCAUUUUUAAUGAAACUGAAUGAUAUAACUUCUGUUGUUCACUAAGAAUAAUGGCAGGUCUAUCAGGUUUGUAUAGAUAAGAGCUUUGUGAGUUUAUCUGAAAGCCCACAUAAUGCCUCUCCUUUAACUGUAACCUAGAAAAACAGACUUAACAGUCCUAUUUAGGCUUCUAAUUCGUUGUUUAUUUACAUGAUCUCUUUUCCACCUUGUGGUCAGAUCACCUGUCUAAUAAUGAAAAUAUGAAUCUCUUCAGCAAAAUACACCUAUAUCCAAUUGCGUAACACUUUCUGAGACAAUACUCUUUCCAAGUCCAAAUGGAAGGACCGAGAUAGCCAUACAAUACCCAUGGGAAAUGUUUCUGAACUCUUAGGUUGAGAGACAGGGGCACUGGUGAGAACUUUCUGCACUAAUAGUGAGAAUGUGGAUGUUUGAGUCUUCACACGGCUUGAGUCCUUAAUUAGCUCACUAGUCGAAAUUAUAAAUACUUUCCAGGUAGCAACUGCUGUGCUUAAGAAUAUCUCAAUAGAAAAUCCAUGUAUUAGUAUAAUACCAUGAUUGAAAUUCUAACACUGCACAAAAUACUGCACUGGAAGUUAAAACAGGAGUAGCAAAUUGAGCUCUGAUUCCAAUGUAUAUAUAUUGUGGUCUUUGCAAUAUAGUGUUUCAUUUUCUAUUUUGGUUGCCUUUUUUUUUUUUUUUUUUUGUGAUGAAUAUAAAAGUAGAUAAUGAACAUUUACAUUAGUACAGUACCUACAUAUUGUGGAUGAGGAACUUUAAAAUGACACUCUUAGAAAUAUAUUUGCAUUUUUCCAUGGGAGGCAUGUAAUUAAACUUGUUUGAAGAGAAGGAUUCUACAGUUUCUUGUAUCUUUAUCCUGAGACAGGAUAUGUGCAUAUGAUGUACACUUUCCCAUUUUAUUGAAGCAUUUGUUCUGUACUCACUGAUGAGAAGUGCAAGCUUAUGUAUUUUCACUAAAAUGGAGGUGAUUCUUCUGAACAGGAGCGAGGGAAAGUAAACAUAUAGCAUAUGUGGAACUGAAAUAACUUUUCUGUUAAUAAUAUCUUUAUAAAUUGAGUGCCACACAUCCAGCAAUUGCAAGAAGCAAAAGUUGCCUUCCAGUGAGAAGGUGGUUUGUUUCCCCAUAAGAUAAAACACACAAUUUACAGUCCUGUCCUUUUUACCAGACAAUUAGGUCUUCAACUUACAACUAGUAAAAAAUGACCAAUUUUCAUUCUGGAUUUCACAAAUAUUUUGUUUUAUGAAUUUUAUAUCAUGGGCAUAAAAUGCAGAGUUUCUGGAGUAAGAAGUUGCUUCUCUCCUUUAAUGGCAACUACAUGAAAACUGGUCGGGAAUAUAAGGAACCACAAAAACAUGAAGUGGUGGACUUUGGAUGGAGUCAUCAAGUUGACAAUAAAUAUAAUUUAUCUUAUAAAUCUGCAAUUUACUUUAUAGGUCUCCAGCUCAUACUGUGGAAUCACUGCCACAUGAGCUACCAACAGAUGCACCUGUCUGGUGUCAGUGUCUAUGGCUGCAGUAGGGAUAUCCGUUAGUAGUAUCUGUUUAGGUGGCUGUUAUUUUUCUGCCUACAAGUAAGUGAUGCAUAUUAUUUUCUAAUCAAUGAAACCUCUCCUUUUAGUUUCGGUGUAACAGAGGAAUGGCUGAAUGCAUUUCUUUAAACACCCUCAUUCAGAUUUCCACUGUGAGCAGCUUACAGACUGAUAACAUUCAUGAAAACUUUAACAAUAAAAAAAUGAUCUACUGGGAAAGUCAGAAUAGAUUGGAAAUACAUAUCUAGAAUGGAAAUGCUUCCUUUGCCUCCACAGGAUAAAUAAUAAAUGCUUUCCAGGUAAUGACUGCAGCCCUUUUGAUAAUGUAUAUAUUAAUAAACUAAAAACAUCUGUAGAUUGACAAGUGUUUUGUGGGCUUAGACUGAAAAGCCAGCAACUAAUUAUGAAAGCCUGACUUGACUAAUCAAUUAUUCAGAUAAACAUUAGGUGCCUAUUAUAUGCAUAAACAUGGGAAUUAUAUUUCCCGUAAGUAACUUUCUAAAAUUACAAACCCCAAACAUGCAAAUGUGGAAUAGAGAGAAGCAGCACUAUUAUGCACUUAUUGCACGUGCAGACCUCCCACUGAAUUAUUCAGGAAACACUGAACUGGGAGCCUCAGUCUUCCGACUCUGAGCAGCGCGGCAAUAGCAGCACAUGCCAUGUUGUAUUUGUUAUGCAUGUAAUAUUGAUUUAGCUUGUUCUUGCUGGUCAUGUUUCAAAUUCAUUUCAUGUUUAGGAGAUAGAGGAAAGGGGAAGCAUCCCUGGAUUGCUAUUUGCAGUAUAUUUUUACGCCUGUUGAACACAAGAUUAUCUGAUAAAUUAAUAAGACCAUGGCUUCUGAGUGCAGGAAGAAUAAACCUUUGAAAAGGAGCACAAGUAAGGUAAUGAAGUGUGUUUAGAAAAGGUUUAUAUUUGCCAGAUUCCCUACCUCCUGCAUGGAAAGACUGGGAGAGUGCGAGUGUUACAGAACAGAUUCAGUAGCGCUUCAGUUAAUUUGUAAGGCUCUGAACACAGUAAGGCAACGCCUGGUUGUUCCUUGCAUUUAGAAAAGACCGUGCUCUUAAACAGAAUACAGCAACAGGGAUACCAGAAAUAGAUGUGAGCAGACACCUGAUGACAAACAGUGACAAAUCCCACUGACACUGCAGUGACCCCCAGUUAGUCAAGAUUUAAUUAAGGGGUAUAAUUAAGUCAGUGGAACGGAACACUAAUGAGUGUUGAUUUUUUUUUUUUAAUAUGGGUAAUUACACUUAAGAAUACAAAGUAAGCUAGGCCCCUAAAUAUGUCAUUAAAGCAAAGAGUAGAGAAUGACAAUUAGAGCUUUAAAUAGUCUUUUGGUGUUGUUUCCCCCUUUGCUAGAAUAACACAGGUAGAAACAGCACAGCUCCAGUCAAGCAUCUGUACACGUGCUAGCAGAUGCUACUGGCCCAAUCCUGCAUGUGUCCAGCGUGUCAGUAAUGUGACCUUGGUGGCCCAGUAAAGUUAAACAUGCAUGGUUCUGUCCAUCACCGUGUUUGUACUUGUUUGUACCACGCAGGGGGCACGCCAGCUCAUUUUCUAACAAGUGACAUUCUGUUGCUCUUCUCUUUCAAUUAACAUCCUCUAGAUUUAAUUUAUUGAGUCUCUUUAUUACAGCAAGCAAUUGAUUACAAGGAAGACGUACACUACAGACCAUCGCUAUGACUGCCUGCAGGCUGGGUGCAGUUCACCUUUACCGUCAGACAGCACGUUUCCUACAGCAGUGGUAUUUUAUGCCUGAUCUCUAGUUCUCUGGAAUUUUUCUCUAGGCAGUUGAGUGAGAUAGCUGAAAUAUCUUUAUCUACAUGAUAUUUUCUUAUAUUUCAAUCAAGAUAAUAUUGUGGAGUAGAUUUGCUUAAACAAAAUGUUAAACGGGUGGAAAACAUCAACAUGAAUGAUGAUGACAAUGGUAGGAAAAGAACAAUUUUCCUAUGGUCUCUAAGAUUUAAAGGAAUGCCAGGGCCAGCCUCUGCUGGGAUUACUCUAUCUGCUCCCAGCUGGUAGCCAGCAGUUCAUGACAGCCUUUUAUCCGUUAUCAAAGCAACAAGUGGAAAAGCAGAUCCUCCUGACUGCUAACGCUCUGUUCAGUUCUCUCUGUAGAAUUUCUGCUUCUAAAACUUUCCUUUUAACAACUCCUCAGAUUUCCUUCCUACUGCUGCAGUAGACACUAAAUAUGUCUCUCAAGCCUGUAGCUCACUUGUCUAACUUAGACUCUGCAGGGCACUAACAGAAGAGGGAAUAAUUGCAUUACAACAGGACAUGUUCUACAGGGACUGACUGAAGCGCACCACGAUCCCGAUCCUGCUCACACUAAGGUGCUGAGGGCUUAGCAGCUGGGUGCAGUGACAGCAAAAACAGAUCCCAGUUACUCAAACGAUGCACUUGUGAAUGCAACACUUCGAUGACAAUUUCAGACUGAGACAUGAGAUUUUCUGUGGCAUGUAGUGGGUAUGCUGGGGCAGAGGAUGCUGUGGGGACACUGCUGGAUAAGACAUAAGGGACAUCUCUUCUCUCUGCAUCGAGGCCUCUGCCGCACUGCCUGAACCCCUGCUUGUUUUGGCCAGUCUCAGAUUAUUGGCAUACAGAGCUGGCCAUGGGUCUCCAGGAUCUCGGCUGCAAAGCAGCCGGUAAUGUCACAUCUUCAGGAGGUGCCUGUUGUCACCGCUCUGCAGAGGGCACUGAUAAAAGGCAUGGGAUCACUGCUCUUGCUCUUUCCUGUAAGCUCAAGUGUGUGAAAACCCUUGUGAAAACGAAAUACAAUAAAAGAAGAGGGCUUGUAAAAACAUCACGUAAAUGAUUUCCCUGCUUUUAUCUCUAGGCGGGCGUGUGUCAGUGUAAAAGAGUGGAUUAGGCAGGCUUGCUUCCGUCUGGGCUGGAGACACACGUAUGCAUAAUUGAUUCCUGACAUCUUCUUCUCCCCCAUGCUGUCCCCACGAGGCCACCCCUGUCCAGCUAUGUAUGAAUGAACAGAAGUGUCUUUCAUCCCCCACUUGCUUCCCGGUUCAAAAGGAACUACAAAAAUAGCAGCAACAAAAAUCCAGCAGCCUGCCAAAAGGCCUGCACACGUCCCAUUCUUAAAGGCAUGUGAAAGGUUGGAGAGCUCAGCAAAAUUUUUAUGUACGGGAGCAGGCCCAAGGAAAACUCACACGCCAUAACCAAUUGUGGACAGAGGAUCAUCUAUCAGCAGACAAAUGCAGGAACUCCAGAAUGUCUCUCCUCAAAUGAAAUAAUAUAUCUUUGAAAGCCAAUGCCCGUUUUAGGCCUGAGGCCCAUAUAUCAAGCCUGAGAGGCUUGUGGAUACGCUCCAGGGCCAUUAACCUUCCACCUGUUUCCCCUUGUCCUUCAGGAUGAGACCCUGCCCUUGAUUUUACUCCCUUCCCCUGUUCAUCUUCCGACAGAGUGUAAAUGUAAAGCAGAGGGCCUGUGAAAUAAUUCAAAGGCAAUGGACCAGGGACAUGGUUACAAAUCUCUGCCACUGGCACUGUGACUUAUGCAGGCAGUUUGUCACACAUGAGCCAGGUGACCUCUGUGACAUAACAGAGAAAAAUAUCGCCCGAGAUCAAAAGAUGAGAUUCAGAGCCCUCUAACUAACUCUGCUGCGGGCAGCAGCCGCCCAGGCUGGCCUCCCUUCCUGGCGCAGCCGCAGUGUGGGCUGUGCUCCUGCUAAUUGAAGCCGCCUCGUUUGCUCACCUCUCUGCCCAAACCAUCCCCGAAACACCACCAUCAGAACUGGCCUCCUCUUAAAGCUGCUGCUUUCCAAAACGGCUCGCAGAUGUGAAUGGGCGGCAGAUGUGAACGGGCACAGUGUUGGUCGGCAGGUCAAAACGAACACGUACCAAUCAGAAACAUCAGAAUGGCAGAAGAGUCGCUUCUGCAAACGAGUCUGUGUUCAGCCAGUGAUUUUUUGAAUGCUAAGCAACAAUGAAGCCUUGUAUAAGCAUGUCCUUCCCUGGUAUUGCAGUGAGAAGCCCUCAAAGCCUAAAACACUUACUGGGAUUCAACUGUCAUGGCAGUUACAACGUAAGUAGAGUUCGUAUCAGAAAUGAUGUGAUGCAACCAGAUGACACAGCAUCUGUAUUGAUUCAUAUCUUACAAGGAGACGUGCUACAGAACCGGAGUAUCAGCCUUUUGGAACAAAGUCUCAUCAGAUGGAUUUUUUUAGAAAAACCUUGCAGUCAUUUUUCAAGCUGUGUAAUGUAUAGGAAGUUUGCCAGCUGUUUUCUACAUUCAGGACAUCUCUGCUGGGUGCAGACAAAAGAAGCCUAGUGCUGUGUUUCUCUUCCACUCCCCAUAACCUAAUGGUAUGUCUGGUAUGGGCAUUUAAUUUUGCCUAUUUCAUAAAAUAAAGAAAGAAACAACACAACUGUUGCAGUAUCGCAAGCAUGAUAAUGAAACAAGAAAUACAACCGUAGCUAGAUCAGGCUAAAUCCCAUCCUAAUCCUAAAUCAUUUUGGCACUUGCCACCACCUAGUUGAUGAAAAACUCAGUUUAAUCCUUGGAUAUAUAUAAAAAUGCACACAAGCAGGCACACGCACAACACUCAGUGUGCUACUUACACGUGUGCUACGCAUUACCUGACUGGCUAAUUGCAUGCGGUCUUACCAUAUGCUGACUUUGAACAUUUUGUAUGGAGUUCAAGCUCUCCUGCAAAAUAAUCUGAACAGAUAGCAUUCCACUAUUAAAGUAUUUCUCAAUUCACUCAAUCUAAAAUCAUGAAAAAUUCGAACUCUGGUUGGUACUUGAGGCCAAGUCAUUGCAGUAGUUAAAGAGAAACGUGCAACUGAAAAUCAUUUCAUUGACAAAAGCCUGACAUAGAUCAUUAAACUGCUCUGGUGUGGUACACUGCAGCAGCAAGUACAGUAAACAGAAGUUAUUGUUAAAGAAAGAUUACUGUGAAGUGUUACUGCGUGCUUUCGUAAAAAUAAGGCAGUUGCUUGAUUUUACACUGCUAAAAUGCUUUGCUCUUGUUUGAGUGCUAUGAUUACACACACCUUUUCCUUUGUUAUAUAUCUCCAAAAGAAGCCUGGCAGAGAUACAGGAGUCAGCAUCUAUAUCUAAGUUCUGCCACUGAUUUCAGUGAACUCCAAUUUAGAUCCCAGUUGUCUGCAUUUUUGAAAAUACCCGGAGCAUUACUUUUUGAUGUAAAAUAUAGGUGAUAUAUCCAAGGGUUCUGGCACUCAGAUCUUUAGCUCUCAUUGAGACUCCUACUGAAUAUAUUCAUUUGUAUUUAGGCCUGAUUUCAUUUAUGCUUUCUGCAUCCAGUUUUUUCUCUUUUUUUUUUUUUUUCAGGUAUAUUUGAUGUAUCCCUGUAAAAUUAAUAUUUAAUUUAAAGAGCACCUAGCCUAAUCCAUUGUCUUUUGCACUACAAACAAUUUCUGUUGGGAAAAGUGCCAUGGAGUAUCGACAGUGACAACAAAUUGCAUUGUGCGGUGAACAUCUGUUUCCGACUCCCACACUGAUAUUGCAGGUUGGCUACUUCUGCGUUAGUCCUCACAGGCUGCCCAACCUCAGAGGAACUGGAAAUUACUGGCAGGAAGAACAUCAGUGACUGCACACUGGUUACAAAAGAAGCUGGAGCUAUUGUAGACCACGGUGACCUGGGCACGAGCUGCAGCAUCGGUUUUGGCUUCCACCUGCACACUAGAUAAUUUGUUUUGCUGAUUUUCACUGAGCUACAGGAGCAGCAAGAUGGAGUGCAGACUGCAGGCCUGCCUGACCCACCCACUCUGGACCUUCUCCUCAAAGAUUUCCACCUUUUCCUGAAAGGCUGAGCAAGGAAUUGAAGGGAGUGCUGGUGAACUGCUGCACUCACUGUAGGUCCGUGCAGCCCACAGCCACAAACAGCCCCCGUUAGUGCUGCCCACGGACUGACUGCGGUGCUAACGUAAUUCCCAGGAAGGAGAAAGGAAAAGAAGAGCCAGCAAACAGCAGAGAGGGGAUUUAGGAAUAACGCGUAGCAAAUGAAACUUAAACACUUGAGCCAGGCGCUCUGCAGAAGAAAACAGGAAACUGGCAGAUGCUGUGAGUGAAACUGGAAAUGCGCUAUUCGAGAUCUCAGCUUGCACUUCUUACUUGGACACAGUUCUCAUCAGCCUCAGUGAGGUCUUCUUCCAAUAAGCAAACAAAACCAGACCCAUAAGCACAACUUGACUUAACACUGAACAUCACCAUAUGCAUAAAGACUGACUUCUUCAGCUCUCUGUUCAGGAGCAGCUGUAGGUGCAUGUUUAUUUCCUCGUACAGGGAAUUCUUGCCACUGCACAGAGAGGUUCCCAGCGCUCUGUUGCUCCUAUGGACAUUU
Gallus gallus (chicken) is the source of this 20981-nucleotide messenger RNA. It is a transcript of the gene KIF14, whose product is annotated as kinesin family member 14. The record is from RefSeq and is a predicted model, not a curated record. The transcript has 61 exons. Bases 138 to 5021 code for a protein of 1627 amino acids. NCBI's taxonomy places the organism in Eukaryota, Metazoa, Chordata, Aves, Galliformes, Phasianidae. Gene Ontology annotation, biological process: microtubule-based movement. Gene Ontology annotation, molecular function: microtubule binding; ATP binding; microtubule motor activity.